GCGCGCGAUGGCGGCGAGGGAGCAGCUGCAGGUGGAGGCGCAAGAGCAGCCGCAGCACGUGGAUGCCGGCGCCGGCGAGUGCUCGCGCCCGCGCCCGCUCUUCAUCGUCGCCGCCAGCUUCCUCUGCAACGGCAUCAUCUUCGGGGUCAUCAACUCCUACAGUGUCUUCUACGUGCAGCUGCUCGCCAAGCUGGAGCGCAACGGCGUCUCCGAGGCGUCUUCCAAGGCCUCCCUCGUUGGUGCCCUGGCCAUGGGAACAACUUUCAUCCUCUCUCCUGUUGCGGGCGUCCUCACCGACCGCUUUGGAAUCCGCCUGACAACGUUCGUUGGCGGCGCGCUGGCCUCGGGUGGAAUGUUCCUCUCCUCUUUGGUGGAACCAAUAGAACUUCUCUGUUUCACAUAUGGAAUCAUGUUUGGAACAGGAGCCUCCCUGGUCUACACUCCUUCCCUUGUAAUUCUGGGCCAUUACUUCAAGAAAUACAUGGGCAUUGUGAAUGGAUUUGUAACUGCUGGGAGCUCUGUAUUCACUAUAGUGAUGCCUUUUGUUAUCGAAGGCCUGCUGACUGCUGUGUCAAUGGAGUCAUGUAUGCAGUUUCUUGCUGGUCUAAUGGCGCUCAUGAUGCUAUGCGCAGUGCUGUUUAAGCCAGUCAAACCAGCCAGUGACGCGUCUAACGACGUAAAAACUGGUUUCAAAUCACUGCUGAAUGUGGACAUAUGGAAGAAAAAGAAGUAUGUUAUUUGGGCAAUUGCUGUUCCUUCAGCGCUUUUUGGGUACUUUGUUCCCUACAUACACAUGCUGAAAUUUGUGCAAGACUCUUUCCCUCAAGAAGAUGGAAAGCUCUUGAUAAUGUGUCUUGGAGCUACUUCUGGAUUAGGCAGAUUAAUUUUUGGAAAGAUUGCAGACAUUCCAAAAGUCAAUCGAAUAUUUCUACAACAAAUAUCGUUUGUAGCAAUUGGCUGCCUUACCAUGCUACUGCCAAUAGUAAACAAGUUUGGCAUUCUCGUGGUAAUAGCGUUGUGCAUGGGACUGUUCGACGGGUGUUUCAUCAGUCUUCUUGGUCCAAUAGCUUUUGAAAUAUGUGGUCACAAAGGAGCUCCACAAGCAAUUGGCUUCUUACUUGGAAUGUGUUCAGUGCCAUUAACAGUGGGGCCACCAGUCGCAGGUAUUAUAUACGACCACACCAAAUCGUACACAAUACCUUUCCUGCUGGCUGGAGUGCCCCCAAUUGUCGGAGGAAUCGCACUGUACUUGGUACAGUGCGUUACAGACGACGAUGAUGAAGACAGAGCUAUGAGUGAAGCCAAGUCUCUACAAGUAAUGGACACUCCUGCUGCAGUCGAAGACAAUAAGCUGGGAGUUAUAACUAACUGUAAUUCACCGAGCCAUCCAUUAACACUCGAAAAUGGAACAGUUGACAAACAUAUAAGUACUGGAAAUGACUGUGAUGAUGAUGACGUACUUGGGGAACUACCACACAUAACCGAGGCAGAAUCUCUUCUUGAGGAAGUGAACAGAGCAAUGAAUGGAAAAGUUGGAGUUUGACAGUGUUCUAUGUAAUGAAAUGUAAUUUUGUCUCGAAAGACUAAAAAUAAUCUACAGGGACUGAUGUACAAUUUUUACAGUGGUUUCCAACAUACAUUUUACAAUAAAAGAAAUACUGACUACAAAUACAAUUUGUAACUCUGUGAAACACACUUCAUUCUUUUUCUUGUUCUCGAUGUGAUAAUGCUAAACAUGACAUGUUUAUGAAUUUCUUUUUAUAUUUGCUUCUAAUAUGUCUUUUCAUGGGAAGAAGUAGUGUUUAGUGGUCAUCUUAUUUCAAUUCCAGUAGCAGCAUUUACUGAGUGAAAAUAUCGAGCGUGAAAUCACUAGUGUCUUACUUAUUGCACAUGCAUUUGUACUUACAUGGUUAUGUCAACAAUUUUAAGCAUUAUUGCCACAAGCAUUUCCAAAAUUCGCUGUUUUUUAUAUUCAGUUCAUGAUUAAGAUCUGUAAAAUAUUUAUUUGUAAUCAUUACAAAUAUUUAUAUUUUCUACUACAGCUUUAAUUCCAAGAAGUGCAAUUUUAUUCGAUAGUGAAGUUAGGUGAUACACCAUUCUUUUUUCAAUAUUUAAUUUCCAUGUAAUGGACUUUAUAUAUUUCCAUUUUGUUUUUCCGGAGUUAAUUGUUAUUUUUUCCUAUAUGAUUCCGCUCCUUCAUAAAUAUGCAUGAGUCCUUUUUUGCAACACUAGUCUAAGACCACAGGAUAUAUGAGACCGUAGUACUGAUUUCCAAUUUUUUAUUGCUGUUAUUUAGCUGGAGAACUCUAUACGUAUAAAAUGCUAAAUGUUCCUAAUAUAACAGUGAUCUCCAAGUUUGUGUUCUCCAUAUAACAGUUAAAUUUCAAAUGUUUUUGUUUUACUGGAGAAAUUACAAAAAUUUUGUUAAAGCAGUUCUCUAUUUCGAAGUAAUUCUGUGUGUGAUAGAUACAUAGUCAUGAAAGUUUUUUUAUGCCACUGUUUAAUACAAGGGUGAGUGACACUACCAGCUCGCUACAGGAAGUUGUAACCUUAAACAAUUUACAUAUCUUUAACAUAUCUUUCAAUUCAAUCAGUGGUAUCAAUAUCAUGACAAAUGUAAGUAAUGUACCAUUUUCAAAACAGUUUUAAGUAUUUUUACCAAAAUUUUAUUAACUCUUAUGCCACUCCUUUGUUAAGGGUUACCCAUAUGACCUUUACCUCCUCUAAGAAAAUCCUGUAUGUCUUAAUAAUUUAUGAAACUGCUCUAGCUACUUUACUGGGAAAUUUAUUAAUGGCUCUUUUCCUUUAUUUGAUUAAAAAUUACUGAAUUUGGUUUUUGUUGAGCCAUAAUGCAUUAAAUGUGUAUCAUCCAUCUGUACUUUACUGGGGAAUUUAUUAAUGGCUCUUUUCCUUUAUUUGAUCAAAAAUUUCUGAAUUUGGUUUUUGUUGAGCCAUAAUGUAUGAAAUAUGUAUCAUCUAUCUGUACUUAAGUGUUUAAAAUAUCCUGUAGAGCAGCAACCAUAUAUCUGCAAGUUUUUUUGUUUUUUGACUAUUAUGCAAAAAACAAUUUAAAACUAUUUUAAGAAGGAAUGAAGUGUAAAUUGCUUUAGUAACUCAAUUUAACAAAGGUCUCAUGCAUUACAAAUAUGCUUAAUAUAUCUUAAAAGUGCAUUUUGUUUACAAAAGAAAAUUUUGAAACUUCAACAAUAAAUUUCCUACGUUUACUGUCAGUACCAUCAUUACUCAACUCAUAGAGGUCCUGGUAUGUAUCAACAAAUCUUACAAAAGGGAAUGCCAGCUGUGGGUAACAAGUAUACCUAAAUAUGAACAUAACUGUAAGAAAUACCUGGCACAAUUAUAUCGAUAAACCUAUUCGAUUUUAUUCCAUAUUAAGACAAUAGUUGUUUGCUCAGCAGAAGUGUUAUUAUUUUCAGGAAUUAUUAUCCUGACGAGACACAAUUCCUAAUAGAAAUAAUGAAGAAAUUUAGAAGAUGUACUUUUUUUGAACCACAAGUUUCUGUUUUAGAGACAAAAUAUGAAUAUUUUCACACAAAUAAAAGAAUAAUAGCAGGUUACUCAGGACCUAGAUUAAGAGCAUGGAUAGAGGAAAGUUUGUGAAGAUUACCUAGUAAUACUCCUUGAAUGGAUUACACGUAGUGGACCAGUGCCACAGCUUAAAUGGCCUUCCCACAGAGCAUAAGUGUCUUUAAUUUUCUGGAACAUGAAAAGGUUGUCAUACAUAAUGUAUCAUCUCAUCACAUUUCUGCACCUAGCACCAGCCCUCCCUUUCAGUUUACUGUAAAUGGUUAGUGUCUGAUCCUUUUUCCCCAUUUCUUAUCCUUAAUCAAGCUCUAUUCUUCCUUUGUGACAGUUUUGCUUGCACAGCAUACCACAUACGUCAUCCUCAGACUCUCUGUCUCAUAUACCCUCUCUCUUUCUUUUUUUAUGUCAUCUCAACUUCUUUAGCCUCUGCUUCCAACACAGUUACCCCAACAUCUAUAUACACCACCAUCAUUGUAUCCCUUUGCUUCUGUCGUUUUAUUCCAUCUUCUGUCAUCUGUAAUGUGGCACUAGCUCAGUAAUACUCCCUUAUAAUGUUACACAGCAAAACCUCAUAGAUGCCAUUCCUCCACUGUCCUUUAUCCAUGCACCUACAUGAUGUUUGUCAUUUUUUAUCCCUCAGCUCCUCUUCUCAAGCUGUUGUGAAGAAACUUGUGGUUAGAAUAUUAUUAAGUAUAAAAAUUUACUGAGAAAGUUUUGACUGGCUUAUAUUUUUUAUUUGAUUAAAAAUUUCUGUAAUAGAUUUUUAUUGCUCCAUAAUAUUUAUUUAAAGUAUGUUAUUUCAUGUUUCGACAUCUUCCUAGAAAGCAGUCUGAUGUAACACUGUGAUUUAUCAAAUUAGUGUGACUGAUUUUAUACUGUUGAUGUUUUUGAGGCAUUUUUCUUUGCAAUUAAGGAUGCUAUAUGUGAUGAUUAAUAUCAUAAGAUAAAAACAUUAUUUUUACUAUUCUAUAAUGAUAUAGAAAUUUUAAAGCAGUUUUUUGUCAUUCUGAUGAAGCAUCUCAGUUCCGCCAUUAUUUAGCAAUGUGGGGGGGCAUCAUUUCAUACUUGAUUAUCUUCUGUAAGAUCAGUGAAGCAAAUGAGUCUCUGCAAGGAACUGUCUUUAAGUUACCACAAAAAUAUGCCAAAACAGCUGUGCACAAAGAUUUUACUUCAUAAAUAUGGUAAGGGAAGUUCUGACACAAUGUAAAUUCAGAAUUUAAAUUCACCAAAUAGCAGAAGUAUUGAGUCGUUGACAGGCAUAAUCAAAAGAGAAUGAAAACUUGCUAACAAUUUUAAUAAACUUUUUUGGAACAGCGAUCAAAAAUUUUUUUGAAAACUUGCUAGCUUUCAAAAGAAAUACUAUGACAAGUUAGGGUACAAAAAGCCACUCGCUCACACACACACACACACACACACACACACACACACACACACACACACACCCCUGUGCGCCUGCACAUUGUACCAGCUAAACACACAAUGCUGAAGCUGCAGUUUACAAAUGGACAAGAUGGGAGAGGUGUAGGGCGUGAAACAGGCAGGAAGCAAGAAGUGAGGUUGUAGAAGAGUAGCUAGUUGCUCAGAGAGAGGCAAAUGGUGUGCUGGAAAGGAAUGUGGAGGGAUAAGUGUCAGGUGUGUGGACUAUGCAUGUGACACACAGGCACUGGAGUAAUUGAUUUGCAAUGAACAAUGAAGAUGAUGUGAAUGUGUAGGUUGCGAAGGGGUAACAAGACAGAAGAAAUAAAAGCUGUCGGGUAGAGAGUGUGGGGCCACUGAGUAAGCAAAGAUUCAGGCCAGAGAGUUGUGGACACGAAAGAUGUUUUGCAGGACAACUAUCACCUACAUAGUUCAGCAAAGCUGGUGCUGGAGUGAAGGAUCCAAAUGGCAUAGUUUAUGAAGCAGCCACUGAGCUCGAAUUCAGUAUAUGCUUCAUAGCUCAUGUCAUCAGGAUCCUUCUCUCCAGCAACAACAUUUCUAAACUAUGUAGAGUAGAGUUAUCAUUAUGAAACAUCCUUCUCUCUCAUAACCCACAUGAUCUCAGUCUCUGGUAACCCAUUGUCCCCACACCCUGUAGCUAACAGUUAUCUCUUCCUCUGUUCUCUCAUCCAUUCCCAGUCCUUUGUUUCGUUUUCAAUGUGUACUGCAGUUCAUUGGCUCCAGUACUCAUGUAUCAUAUCCCAAGUCUGUGCAUCCAUCCCUCUCUCCUGCAUUCAUAGCUGGCACACCUUCUGCCUCCCUCCAAGCUGCUAACUACCCACCCUUAACCUCUUAGCCUGGUUUUUGCCUCUUUCUCCCUCUACCUACCCCAGGUGACAUAUUGCCCAUCCCACACUAGUCCACCUGCCAAUUUGCAAUCCUCGCAUUGUGCAUCUAGCAUUCUGCCAAAUGAUUUCUUCCAAAAACUAGGAAGUUCUCAUUGUCUUUUGUGUGUGACUAUCACUGACUCAACAAUUCUCUUAUUUGGUCAGUGUUUUCCUUUACGUGUAAAAGAUUUUAUUUUUCUUUACUUCACAUAUUUACCAAUAAUUUAAUGCAUGCAAGAUAUGUUCAUAUGCAAAGUUACCAGUUGGUUGUUUUUGCAUUGAAUGUAUCUCCACAGAGAGGCUGCUGUUUUAGUUUCCCUUAGUUUUUGAACUAUUCUGUAUUUCAAAAAGAAAGGCUGUUUCUGUCCUACCAACUUGAGCACUAGCAUUAAUUUUGUGAAAAGUAUUUUACAUAUCAUUAGAAACAUUUGGGGUAUCAAAUAAACAUAACACAUGGGAAGCUAUAAGUAUAUUCGUAGUCUCAUAUUAUGCCAUAUCUAUUACUGAUGUAGCUUCCUGUGUAUUCCUUCAUUUUGGUUUUGAUAACUUGAGGGUAUACAGUUUUCCAGUACAGAAGGAACAAGAUUACAGUUUAGGAAUAAAAAUUUACCUUGUAACAAGGACUGAUAAAGAUAAGGAACAUUUCAUUUAUGACUAUAAUUAAACUUCUAGAAUUGAUGAGCUUUCCAUUUUACCUGUUAAUUAAACAAGGCUUACAUGUUCCAACGUUACAUGAAUUUCAUCACUGUUUAAUUAGAGGAUGAUUGUGUAUGAAUAGUAGAUGGACUGGACUCAGCACUUGGAUGUUUAGCCACACCAUUAUGUUAUUCUGUACAUGUGGUUAAUAAUAGUUUAUAUUUUCUUAUUAAUGCGUCAAAGUGUAUGUCAUACAUAUACUUUCGUAAGCCACAUGAUAUAGACUUAUAAAAGAGCUCAAAACUGGUUAUUACUACAUUGUUGUAUCAGCAUUUAAAUGAAUGAAUGUUACUAUUUAGAGUCAUUGGGCUCUUACAAAAUAUAGCACUUGUUGUUGCCAGAAUGACAUAGUUUUUAAAUACUUCAUUUGAAUUGAGAAAUAUACUCUGUUUUUAGGAUUUAAUGUUGGUAAUUUUGAAUUAAGUUUGCAGCAACAGGGUUUAAGCUAUAACACUUACUUUCCAAGAAACUAAAUUGCAACUUUCUUAUAAAAUUUAACUGAAUGAUAUGAGGAUAACAGUGUAUAUCACUGCUUAUGACAAUAUGCUCAAAUGUUUAUAGACAAAUGUUGUGGAACAACUUUCGCUGUUAAUGUUCCUGUAUUUAAAACAGACACACAGAUGAAAGGAGAUUAAUAAAAAUUUUUCUAUAAA
Schistocerca gregaria is the source of this 7195-nucleotide messenger RNA. RefSeq names its product monocarboxylate transporter 10 (gene kar). The transcript is spliced from 7 exons. Bases 8 to 1543 code for a protein of 511 amino acids. Gene Ontology annotation, biological process: transmembrane transport. Gene Ontology annotation, molecular function: monocarboxylic acid transmembrane transporter activity. Lineage: Eukaryota; Metazoa; Arthropoda; Insecta; Orthoptera; Acrididae. The record is from RefSeq and is a predicted model, not a curated record.